CAUUUGUCAAGACUAGCUUAGAUUUCAUAAUACAUUAUUAAACUUCUGAUCUACAUACUCAUGUUAGCCAUAAUGAAAAUGCCUCAGCUAAUUAUCUGUACCAUGGUUUGGCAUUUACUUCUGUUAGGAGUAACAGGACACAUUGUACCUAUAGUGGUCACAAACAAAUGCCCCUUCACAAUAUGGCCAGCAACAGCCCCUAACACAGGCCACCAAGUCACGGCCAAUGGCGGUUUCACCCUUAAAGCCGAGCAGUCAUCAACCAUCCACACUCCAUGGGACUGGAGCGGCCGCAUAUGGGCUCGAACCGGCUGCAACUUCAAAGCAGAGAGUACCAACACCACCACAAAUCCCCUAACCUUAAAACCAGCAUGCCAAACAGGGGACUGCGAUGGCCGGCUCGAGUGCAAUGGCCUCACAGGCAAACCGCCAGCAACAUUAGUAGAGCUCACCCUUCACUCAGACAAAAACCACCCUAGCUUCUACGACGUUAGCCUCGUGGACGGGUACAACCUCCCAAUAUCAGUCAUAGCAGGACGAUCAUCCCUUGACUGCGCCAUUCGAGGGUGCGUAAGAGACUUGAAAGAUUUUUGUCCAUUGGAGUUGCAAGUUAAGGAUGGAAGAGGGGAUGUAGUGGCUUGUAAGAGUGCUUGUCUCGAGUUCGAUAUGGACAGGUUUUGUUGCAGGAAUGAGUAUGGGAGCCCUGAGAAGUGUAAACCAAGCUUGUAUUCGAGUUUGUUUAAGGGUGCUUGUCCUUCUUAUGUUAGCUAUGCGUUUGAUUCGCCUUCGCCUUUGGUGAGUUGUUUGGUGAAGGAGCUUUUUGUUACAUUCUGUCCUGCAGGAUGGGGUGAUAGACAUGGUAGUCAUCUAGAACAAUAUGCUUCUUAUUAGGUAAAUUGCUACUUCAAUUCGUUUAUGAUUUUAUACUUGUUGACUGACCUUAUCUCUAUGUGAAGCUUGGAACAAUAAAUAGAGAUUAAUGAAAUUAAAUUUGUUUGUGUUUGGA
Messenger RNA from Chenopodium quinoa (quinoa), 1006 nucleotides. Its product is annotated as thaumatin-like protein. Gene Ontology annotation, cellular component: extracellular region. Bases 61 to 891 code for a protein of 276 amino acids. NCBI's taxonomy places the organism in Eukaryota, Viridiplantae, Streptophyta, Magnoliopsida, Caryophyllales, Amaranthaceae. The transcript has 2 exons. The record is from RefSeq and is a predicted model, not a curated record. Gene Ontology annotation, biological process: defense response.